CCCGGCCCCGCUGCCAGACCCCGCUCCCGGCCCCGCUGCCCUCCCUGUGGGUCCCGGGAGGCUGCCCCGAGCCCCGGGAAAGCCCGAGCGAGCCUGAGGGGAGGCGGGGGCGGCGAGAGCGCUCGGCGUCUCGCUGGCUGUGGGUCGAGCUGCGAGUUAUUAAUGUCCCUUUUUGUUUCGGUGUUGUAGGGCAGGAUGGCUUCUGUUGAAAGGGAGACACUGUCCCAAGAGGAACUCCGGAAAAGGCUGUAUCAGACAUUUAAGAACCGAGGCGUACUGGACACACUUAAGACACAGCUCCGAAAUCAGCUAAUCCAUGAACUAAUGCACCCAAUUUUGAGUGGAGAACUUCARCCACAGAUGGUUCCAAGUGAAGACAGUUCACUUUUGAUCACUGCUUCCAACAGUUUGGUGGCAGAUCAUCUACAGAGAUGUGGCUAYGAGUAUUCCCUUUCUGUUUUCUUUCCAGAAAGUGGAUUAGAGAAAAAGAAGACUUCAGGAACUCAGAAGGAAAACAAAGGUUUUCUUAUGCAAGUUUUAAAUGGACUUACAGAACAUCAUCUGAAUAGAGAAACUCAUAACAUAGRAACUCAGACCACCUCAGUGCCUCCUUACAGAGAAUCUCUUGCUGAGAAGCUUCAGAUGAUUGAUGAGCAGUUUGCAGACUCUUAUCCUCAGCAUCAGAAAUAUGARUCUUUAGAAGUAAAACUUAAUGAAUAUAGAAAAGAAAUAGAGAAGCAGCUUCAAGAAGAAAUGCAUCAAAAGCUKGAACAUUUUAAAGAAGUUGAAAUAGCAAAGAUUAAAAUGGAGGAGAAAGUGCAGACGCAGAAAGAAAUCUCUGAGCUGCGCCAUGAGUUAGARAAGACACAUCAGGCAAAGUCUGAAGCCUUGAUUUCUCGUGAAAAGAAUGCUAUUGAGAGGCUUCAAAAGCAACAAGAGAUAGAAGCAAAGGAAGUGUAUGCUCAGAGACAGAGUCUACUGAAAGAUAUUGAAGCCAUAAGGACCAGGGAGGCAGAACUGAAGCAAAGGAUGGAGGYAUUUGAAAUCACCCAGAAAGUUCAGGAGGAGAAAAAUAAAGCUAUAGAUGAUGCACUUCGGCGUCGUGAAGUUGCUGUGAAGAACAUAGAGGAGACWUACGACCAAAAGCUGAAGACAGAACUCUUAAAGUAUCAGCUUGAAUUAAAAGAAGAAUACAUAGCCAGAACCAAUAAAGUUACUGAAGAUGAGAAAAAAAAUAAAGAGAAAGCUAUGCUUUUGCAUGAAGAAGCCRUUGCUGUUAAUUCAAAAAAGGAGGAACUCAAGCAAGCUGUAUCACGCACGAAAGAGCUUGAGCUGGAUUUGGAGUCAGUGAAGGCCCAGAUUAUGUUGGUAAAUAAACAGAAUCAGUUGUUGACAGAAAAACUGAAAGAGGUGUCAGACUAUCCUUURCUAAAAGAGGAGAAAUUGGAGCUCCAAGUGCAGAAUAAACUACUUAGGCAACAGUUGGAUGAGACUCGCAGUGAGAACCAGCAUCUUCGAGACAAGCUGUCCCAGCCUUCAGCAGAGUACCUGGCCUGCCAAGUGGAGCUGAAGAGAGUGGAGCAUUCUAGGAAGCUGAUGCAGGAUGAAUUUGAAAGUCAUAAGCAGAUGUUGGAAAAGCAGCUACAAAGUGAGGUUGAGCGUUGUGCCCAGUUAAAGGCCCAACUGUUAGAGUCUGAAGCUAAUGUCAGGAAGUUAAACGUGCARGUUGAAGAAUUAAAGCUGCAAGUGAAACAAACACAGGCAGCUCUGGAAAAUGAGGUGUAUCGGAACCCAAAGCCAUCACUUGUGGACCGCUCUGUCCUUGACUUCCUUGGUGACAGGAUCGUGCCCCACGACAUUUACGUGGAUGGGGCGUUGCUGAGGAAUCCGGGGCUGGCCGAUGUGGGGAAGGGCAGUGAURUGCCAGGGCCUGGCUAUCAUCGGCAGCAGCCGCAGCCUCGCAGCGCUUCCCCGGACUCGGACCUGGAGUGCAUCGCGCAAGCCCGGGCCAGGGUGAAGGAACUGGAAAAGGAGGCUGAGUACUUGGAAGAAGCCUACAGGAAUUACCAACACAGAGUCAUACAGAAUGCAGCUGUAAGCAGAACACCAAGGAAGAUGCAGUCCCCUUUAAUUCUGCAGUGUCCUCUUAGUAGAUACGCUUUGACUACCCAGCAUGAACUGCUGGGGGAUAAUCCCAGUGCCCCUCAUUCCCCUCUGAGCAGUCCAAGAGGUAAAGAACACAUCAAAAGGACUGGGCAGGUUGAUAUCUUUAAAAAUCCCGUAACGCCACCACACCGAGGAGCAUCUCCUUCAAGGCGCCUUUCUUCUACUCCCAUUUCCAAAUCAAAGGGAGACCUCAGUAACAACAAAAUUCCAGAUGACAUCAGGAGCUCAUCCCUUACCUCUUCACAGMGGAGUGUUGACCAGGUUCUUUCUCCUAUUUCAAAGCCACAUUUGCUUUCAUCUUCUGAGUCUGUUCCUUCCUCACCAUCCAGUCAUGGCCAGAAAAUCAGACUUCAGAGUCCACAAACAGAUAAACAAGAUUUCAGUGAUGAACACAAACCAGAGAAACUAAGGUAUGAGGAUCUUGAGGAACACAUUUWUCCUCUCAAAGAUGAGGGGGACAUACCAGAGGAGUGUGAAAGUGAUGUCUUGCAUCCAUCUGGGGACAUAGUCAAUGGAAACUGUGUCACAGCCCCUGUGCCAGCAACAGACACUUCRCUGCAGGACUUAACGGUGGUAGAUCAAAGGCAGAUUGAAGAACAGAACAGAGAAGUGGGGAAAAACUUAGAAGAAGAAAGGAAAGCAAGAGAAGAAAGAAGAGAGAAAGAACAGGAAGCUUUGGAAAGCGAGCAGAAAGAAGUGGAAAAGCUUAACAAAGAGUAUGUCCAAGACUCGACGAAAACAGAUGAGGAAAUAGAAGAUAAAGAGGGAGUAAAAUCUGAGCAUAGUAACUCCGGUGCUGAAAACAAUGUAAAGGAUCCUCCUUCAAAUCCAUUAGAAAAAUACAUGAGGCUAAUUCAGCAGAGCCGAGAGCAGGAACUGGCAAACAAGGAUUCAAAAAAAGAAGAAAUAAGAGAAGGAUCACUUUCAGAAGGACUUCUAUCUACUGAAAAGGAUGAUAGUGUUGCAGACAUUUCUCAUGGAGAUGUGGAUGAAAGCUUCUGGUGAACAAUAGCUACUGAUUUUUCAAUUUUUAUUAUUAUAAGAAUUAUGUUUUAAAAGUAGCUUUCUGCCUGUAAUAAAUGCUCAGCACCAACAUUGCAGGCUGUGUAAUUAUAAAUUAAUAAAGCUGAUUUUGAGCCGUUUCA
This is a messenger RNA of Malurus melanocephalus (red-backed fairy wren), 3311 nucleotides long. It is a transcript of the gene OFD1, whose product is annotated as OFD1 centriole and centriolar satellite protein. Gene Ontology annotation, molecular function: protein binding. Gene Ontology annotation, cellular component: ciliary basal body; centrosome. The transcript has 21 exons. Gene Ontology annotation, biological process: epithelial cilium movement involved in determination of left/right asymmetry. NCBI's taxonomy places the organism in Eukaryota, Metazoa, Chordata, Aves, Passeriformes, Maluridae. The record is from RefSeq and is a predicted model, not a curated record. Bases 196 to 3171 code for a protein of 991 amino acids.